CAGUGUGGCAUUGCAUAGCGAGUGGAAGCGCCUGCUUGCUUCUUUAAAGUAUACUCGUAUGAGCAACACAACCACGACUCACCUCUUCUUUUAAAGAUGUGGACAGAAGUCGGGAAGCUAAUGCUCUUACAUUUGUUGCUAAUGGAGCUCCACUCCACCCAAGGAACUCAUACUGAUACGAAUUGCGAAACGGGUCAGUUUCAAUGCAAGAACGGACGGUGCAUACCUACCCUCUGGAGAUGUGACGAGGACGAUGACUGCUCUGACAACAGCGAUGAAGAAAACUGUCCAAAGAAGACAUGUGCCACCACAGACUUUGCGUGUGAGAAUGGCCAGUGUGUUCCCCAGCGGUGGCGCUGUGACGGAGAGCCGGAGUGUGCCGACGGAUCAGACGAGGCCGACGCUACAUGCAGUCGACAGAUGUGCCCACCUGAGAAGUUUGACUGCGGGGAUUCAGCCAGCAAGUGCAUCUCAUCGUCAUGGCGAUGUGACGGGGAGAGGGACUGUGAGAACGGGGCAGACGAGGACCAGUGUUCCGCAGACACCAAGGCCUGCCCCGCCAAGGACUUCCAGUGCCGCAACAGGAAAUGUGUGGCGCCCGUCUUUGUGUGCGACGGCGACGACGACUGCGGGGAUGGCAGUGAUGAGGAGAAGUGUUCCACCCCCACCUGCGGCCCCCAUGAGUUCCGCUGUAACGACUCGGAGUGCAUCCCGAACCUGUGGAGCUGCGACGGGGACCCGGACUGCGGGGAUAGGUCUGACGAGUCUGUGGAGCGCUGUAGUCGCCGGACGGAGCCCCAGAAGCCCCGGUGCCCCGAGGGGGAGUUCCAGUGUGGCAGUGGAGAGUGUGUCCACCUCAACUGGAAAUGUGACGGAGACGCAGACUGCAAGGACAAGUCGGAUGAGGCUGACUGCGCUCUGCUGACCUGCCGUCCAGAUGAGUUCCAGUGUGGUGAUGGAUCCUGUAUUCAUGGCAGCAAACAGUGUAACGGGGUUCGUGACUGUCCUGACUUCAGCGAUGAGGCUGGCUGUAUCAACGCCACUAAGUGUGAUGGCCCCAGGAAGUUUAUGUGCAAGAAUGGAGAGUGUAUCGACAGCAGCAAGGUGUGUGAUGCCAUCGAAGACUGCAAGGACUGGUCAGACGAACCUAUGAAGGAGUGCGGUGUGAAUGAGUGCGCAGACAACAAUGGAGGCUGCUCUCACGUCUGCAGAGACCGGAGGAUCGGCUAUGAGUGUGACUGUCCCGCUGGAUACAAACUAAUGGACAAGAAGACCUGUGGAGACAUAGACGAGUGUGAGAACCCUGAUGCCUGCGGCCAGAUCUGCGUCAACUACAAAGGAGACUACAAGUGUGAAUGUUACGAGGGCUAUGAGAUGGACCCCAGCACCAAAACCUGCAAGGCCGUGGGGAAGAGCCCGUACCUGAUGUUCACCAACCGUCACGAGAUCCGUCGUAUUGACCUAGUGAAGAAAGACUACACCCAGGUGGUCCCCACGCUGAAGAACGCUGUAGCCCUGGAUGUGGAUGUCACCACCAACAAGAUGUACUGGUGUGACCUCUACCACCGCAAGAUCUACAGUGCAUACAUCAACAAGGCCAGUGAUUUGUCGGAGCAGGUGACUCUGAUCGAGACAGCUCUAACCUCUCCAGAGGGCUUGGCAGUAGACUGGGUUCACAAGAACAUCUACUGGACCGACUCCGGAGACAAGACCAUCUCUGUCGCCACUGGAGACGGCAAGAAGAGGAGGAUCCUGAUCGCCACGGAGCUGAGUGAACCACGUGCUAUCGCUGUGGACCCCCGACAAGGGUUUAUGUACUGGUCUGACUGGGGGACCCAGGCUAAGAUAGAGAAGGCUGGCAUGAACGGAGUGGACCGCCAGGUACUAGUGUCAGAGAGGAUUGAAUGGCCCAACGGCAUCACUCUGGACCUAUCUAACAGGCGUCUCUACUGGGUGGACUCUAAGCUGCACCUGCUCUCCAGCAUUGACCUAAACGGUGACAACCGCAAAGUGCUGCUGAGCUCCCAGAACCACCUGGGGCACCCCUUCGCACUCACUGUCUUCGAGGACCGUGUGUACUGGACAGACCUGGAGGAUGAGGCGAUCUACAGUGCUAACAGGCUAACAGGCCGCGACGUGGCUACGCUAGCCGAACACCUCAACAACCCUCUGGACGUAGUGGUGUUCCACGAACUACGGCAACCCAGAGCUCCAGACAGCUGUAACAUGGGCAGUCUACCUAACGGGGGCUGCCAGUACCUGUGUCUCAAAGCCCCACAGAUCACAGACCACUCCCCCAAGUACACCUGCGCCUGCCCCGAUGACAUGGAGCUAGGGCCCGACAUGAGGCGCUGUGUCACAGUCAAACCCAAGACAACCACAGCAGCUCCUACCACAACCUCCACUACUUCCACCCCAGCUCCGACUACAACCACUACUACAACCACAGCUACUUCUACAACCACGACUCCAACCAGUACAACCACAGCUGCUCCUACAACCACCUCCACAACUGCGCGACCACAUACGGCCAAAACCACACAUCAGCCCAGCACCACGCGGUCGACCACAGCUUCUACAACGUCCCCCCCUCCUCCUCCCCCCAGGACCACAGCUUCAUGGAGGACACCCCCCUCCACCUCCUCAUCCACCACCACGUUGCCUGCAACCUCCACCCCUGGUCCCCGCUCCACCUCCACACACAGCCCCCCUCUACCCCCGAACAACAUUCAAAGAGAGAACGCUAACCUCUCCCACCGCUCUGGGAAUGAACACUACCUUCUGGGUAACAACAUAACAGUGGCGAUCCUGGGUAUAGUGAUCCCUGUAGUUCCUAUCCUUGCCACAGUGGUCAUCGGCCUGCUCUGCACCGCCGGCUUCCUGGUCUGGCGUAACUGGCGCCGGAAGAACACCAAGAGUAUGAACUUCGACAACCCUGUCUACCGCAAGACCACGGAGGACGACGAUGACGAGAUUCACAUCGGCCGUACGGGAGAGUCCAUCGGUCACGUCUACCCCGCUGUGAGUGGCAGCGCCCACCAGCCAUUCAUAGCCCUGCCCCUGGGGGGCGGGAUCACAGACAGCAACUCCCAUUGGUACUCUGGGGCACCCGUGCACCCUGCCGGCAAAUGAGUUGAGAGUGGGUGGGACUUGGAAGCAGAGAGAGGGUUUUGGGUGUGUGGGUCGGCGGAAGUCUCCUUAGGUCUGUGGAAGAAAGGGAGAGGCUUACAUCCUCACACACACAUACACACACACUUAAGUAACAAAAUCAUUCCAAACCCACCCUUGGUCAAAAACACUCACAUUGACGUUGAGCCCUUCAUCACCAGUCUACCACCACAUUAUCACUCCCUCCAUUCACCACUUGACAGUGUGUGUUAGUGUGCUAUCGUUGUGCGUUAGGGAAGCACAGCGCUCGGUGUUUUGAGCUUUAUCUUCUCACCUCGGAAGACUUAUACUGUAUCCCAAGUGACACCCCAUUCCCUAUAUAGUGCACUGCAUUUGAUCAGAGCCCUAUGGACCUAUAUAGGGAAUAGGGUGCCAUUUGAGAUUCAGACUUAGUGAAGGGAGAAUCCAUUCCCUGGUUUUGUUCCUUUGGAGUGUAAAUUAGGCACGAGGGGAACAAAAACCAGGACAGAAAUUGCACCUUAUAGACGAUGGGACAAUCUUUAAUCAUAUUAAUUUAUUCCAGAUUAUUCCGGUUUUAUAUGUAUUUCUCUAUGUAAAUAAGUGUUUUGUUUUUCUAGCAAUGUAUUUGUAAGGUAUCUUAGAUACAGACGAGCUGGUAAACAUGAACAUGGACCAGAGCAGACAAAGACAAAGAGGUGGGAUGGGUUAGCGCUAGGACCAGUUGGCAUGGUGACACGUGUGGCUGUGGUGGCGCCGCGUGGUAGAGACAGCGGUAGAUGGGCGUAGGUGACAGGUUAUACACGCAGACACACACACACAGUUGGUAUGCUACAGUGUUGUGCUGAGAGGCCAUGCUGAAAACCUGCUCCCCUUCAGAGUGCGUAGUGGGGAACAAGCUUCCACCUGUGCUUUUGCUCUUCUCCUCCACUGCUCCUCUCCUUUACCGUACUGUAUGUUAGCUGGAUGGUGUGUCAGUCAAAUAGAGACGUCAAAGUGGCCUGAGGUGGAUCAGGCGUCCUUCUCUGUAAGCGCAUGCAGCUCUCCUCACGUCACGGCCAAAUCAGUGUGCGGGGGAUCGAGAGACGAGGAGGAAAAGGAGUGUGGGAUCUGCAAGGAGAGCUUCUCUUCUCUCUCCUGCUCUGUCGCUUCUCAGAUUUCUCUUUCCUCUGUUGCUCUUUUCUUCACCAACAAAAAAAUUCCACUGCCUUUUCUUCUAUUUAGCCUUCUGGCCUCUCACUCCUUUCUCUGUCUCUCUCUCUCUCUCUCUCUCUCCCUUUUUAGCUGACCUUUUCACACUCGCACCCCCAGACACACCCCCAGACACACACCCAGACACAGUGUGGUAACAUUGUUUUAUCUGCUCUCUGCAGCGCGUGGCGCUCAGUCUGGAGGAUGACGGAUUCCCCUGAGGGGCGCGCCAUGUCCCCAUCCACGUCCUCCCCCCUCCGUAUCCCGGGGCGACCACACUGCAGAGGAGAGGGGCACAGAGAGAGAGAGAGAAAGAGAGUCUGCUCGUACCGUACCGUACCGUAGACCCCCCCAUGGACAGGGGGGGGGGGGGGUUAUCUUUUACUUAUACGUGUACCCCUCAACCCGUGUCACUAAAACACGUCCCUCUCUCUCUCUCUUACUCCUAACUAAAAAUGAACUACUACAUUACUACUACUACCACUACUACUAGCUACUACUGUGCUGUCCUCUGCCCUUCUCUCAGCCCCCAUUAGUUAGUACGUUACUGUAGUUACCAGUAGUGGUGAAUGCUGCUGUCUGUCUUAAUGAUGAUUAACAUCGUUGCCCAUCAGAGCACAUAAAUAGAUGCUGACUGGACCUCCCUGAGCACCUUGAUGUAGUCUACUUUGCCAGGAACAGAGGAAAGGCCAGCUGUGUUUUAAUUAUUAUUUUGUGUUUGAAUUUUAUUUAUUGUUUGUGUUUUGCUGGUGUAAAUAUGAUAAGCCGGACCAGGCCUGUGCCACUGAGGAUAGGCUACGCGUGGGCAGAGCCAAGUUGGAUGGUGGUGAGGGGGGGGGGGGGGGUUAAGGGAGUGGGAUUUGUAGGGAGGGGCUGUUGUGCCAGAGGGCAGCGCCACAAGAAGAAGCAGCAGCAGGGCAGAACUCGGGGGAGGGAGGAUUAUGGGUAAUCCGCUCUGCUGGCAUCAGAGAUACACAAAAGUAACUAGAUAAUGAACAGGUGUACAGGGGACGGGUUGGGAUGGGGGUUGGGGGCGGGAGACGAGAGAGGAGGGGGUCUUUUUUGAAACUAGGAACUGUACAAGCCCUGCUGUUGUUGGACUCUGUCUGGGAGUAGGUAAGACUUUGGAAGAAUUGUUGUGAGUGAGUCAUUGUUCCAACGUCAAGCACUGGAUUUAAAUAUAAGGGAAAAUGGUCACAUAAUAAUGCUAAAAUUCUGAAUAUGAGGAACCAAUGGAGAUGCAGAACAUGGCUGUCUGAGUUCUCCUGUGUUAGUCAUUGCACUGUUGAUGAGAAAAAUGAGAACCUGCUGAUUGAAGGUACUGAAUUCAACUACUCCAUCUGUUUUCUGCAAGAAAGCACAUAGGCUUGAGCUGGUACACAUUCUAGUACAUGCACACACAGACACAAAGAAAACACAUUUCAGGCAACCCGAUUCUGUAAUUCUUUUCCCCCCACUAAUUGGUCUUUUGACCAAUCAGAUCACCUCUGAAAAAGAUCUGAUAUGAUUGGUCAAAAGAAAAAUUUGUGGGGGGGGGGGCAGGGAUCUGAAUUGGGCUACAUGUCUAAACGCAGCCAAAGAAGCACACACAUACAAACAUAAUUUGGCAGGGUGCAUUUGUAGCGCUCACAGCACAGCUCACUGGUUGAUUGGUUGAUUAAUGAUAGCUAUACAUCAUGGCUCCCUUUCUUCCAAUAGAAAUGUCUGCUUCCAGGGUCCCUACGGGGGGUGGGGGGGAUGGGAGAAAUACUGACAGGAACAGGAAGGGUCUUCCAGGAUUAGAUCUGCCCUCCCCUCCAGAAUGGACCGCUCUGCUCCGGAACUCUGCUGAAGAUGAAUGGAAGUGAUUUAUCUCUGUAGAACGCUGCUGACAUGGUGUCCUGUUAAUCUGACACGCACUUCCAACACAGCCUUCAGUAGGCAGUUACUAUAGCAUCGUUACACUAGCUACUGUCUGCGGGUUUCAAUAGGAAGUUAGUCUCUUUCCACUACUGUUGUGUGCCCAUAUAUAGAUCCAUGCCAUGUGUUACUCUACACAUAAAAGUGGAUUUGUGGUUAUUGGAAUUUAUUUAUAUUGAGUGAACUGACCAAUUUAUGUGGAACCCAGAGCUUCCGGAACCCACAGUUGUCUCUGUGCUGCAGUGUUCAGAGGACUGUAUUCUUCUCACGUUUUACUGAAGGAGAUUUUACUGAAGGACCGUCUAAAAAUUGUACUAUGUUCUUCUAUCCUUCACGCCUCUCGCUAUUCAUCACACAAGGUUGUAGUUUGUGGCCUCCAUCAAUUCUCAAAGGCAAUACAAAGUAACAAUGCAGCGUUUACAGUGCACAGUGCCCUCUUGACUGAGCUUGGUUUAUUUAAGACAUCUAUACAUAGACAGUUUGUUUAUGGGUAUCAUUUAAGAGCAGCCGCUGACGAUCUGUAUAUUUACGGACGUGACGAUUUAAUCGAUGGUUUUGCUCUCAGGCAAACCAGGUGAUCUAGAUACAAGAAAGUAUUCACACCCCUUGACAUUUUCCACAUUUUUUUUAUGUUACAGCCUGAGAUUAAAGUGGAUUUAAAUUUAGAUUUUGUGUCACUGAUCUACACACAAUACCCCAUAAUGUCAAAGUGGAAUUGUUUUUACAAAUGUUUACAAAUUUAAAAGAAAAAGCUGAAAUUUCUUGAGAAUAAUUAUUCAACUCCUUUGUUAUGGCAAGCCUAAAUAAAUUCAAGAGUAAAAAUGUGCUGACCAAGUCCCAUAAUAAGUUGCAUGGACUGACUCUGUGUGCAAUAAUAGUGUUUAACAUGACUUUUAAAUGACUACCCCAUCUCUGUACCCCACACCUACAGUUAUCUGUAAGAUUCCUCAGUCAAGCAGUGAAUAUCAAGCACAGAUUCAACCACAAAGACCAGGGAGGUUUUCCAAUGAUUCGCAAAGGGCACCUAUUGGUAGAUCGUAAUUUUGUUUUUAAAAAGCUGACAGUGAAUAUCCCUUUGAGCAUGGUGAAGUUAUUAAUUACACUUUGGCUGGUGUAUCAAUACACCCAGUUACUACAAACAUACAGGUGUCCUUCCUAACUAAGUUGACGGAGAGUGAAAAGAAGGAAGCCUGUACAGAAUAAAAAUAUUGCAUCUUGUUUGCAAUAAGGCACUAAAGUAAUACUUCAAAAAUAUGUCUAAGCAAUUUACUUUAUAUCCUGAAUACAACGUGUUAUGUUUGGGGCAAAUCCAAUACAACACAUUACUGAGUACCACUUUUCAUAUUUACAUUCAUGAUGUUGGCUGCAUCAGGUUAUGGGUUUGCUUGUCAUCGGCAAGAAAGGAUCAAAAGAAACGGAACUGAGCUAAGCACAGGCAAUCUUAGAGGAAAACCUGGUUCAGUCUGCUUUCCAACAGACACUGGGAGACAAAUUUACUUUUUUUCAGGACAAUUACCUAAAACACAAGGCUAAAUAUACAUUGGAGUUGCUUACCAAGAUGACAUUGAACAUUCCUGAGUGGCCUAGUUACAGUUUUGACUUAAAUUGGCUUGAAAAUGUAUUGCAUGACUUGGCAAUGGCUGUCUAGGAAUGAUCAAUAACCAACUUGACAGAUUUUGAAGAAUUUUUUUAAGAAUAAUGGGCAAAUAUUGUACAAUCCAGAUGUGCAAAGCUCUUAGAGAAUUACCCAGAAAUACUCACAGUUAUAAUUGCUGCUAACAUGUAUUGACUCUGGUUGUUGAAUACUUAUCUAAUAAAAAUAUAUGUGUUUUAUUUUUUACUUCAAAUUUUUUCUUCCACUCUAUUAUAGACAUUAUAGUAUUCUGUGUAGAUCGUUGACAAAGAAAAUGACAAUUAAAUCAAUUUUAAAUCCACUUUGUAACACAACAAAAUGUGGGAAAAAGUUGGUGUGAAUACUUUCUGAAGGCACUGUGUCCUGCACAUGGUGCUCUGCCUGUCCGUUAACUGGCACCUUGUGUGUUUUGAUUCUUCUUUCAUUUCUGUGUGUAUGUACUUUAGGAUAACUCUCUUUGUUAGGAUCUGGAACUCUACGCUACUUCGGCUGUGAUGUAUACAUUACAUUAGGAGCAUUAUAUAGAGCAUUGGUCUUUCUAUGGAUGUUUUAGUGUCUUUAACCCUAGUGGCCAGUAUCCUUGGCAACCAUGGCGUGUGUCCAGAGCCUUGAGGUGAUCAACUCAACAUGUAAGCGUUCAGAAAACUCUUGAUGCUUCAACAUCUCUCCACUACUAUAUGCCGUUGAAGCACAGAGAUCUUUUUAAACACUGAAGGAGUCGCUCUUAGUUUCUGAUGGACACUAACAGAACAGUGAUUUCACGAGGCUCUGGAUUCGUCACGGCUCCUAGGUCGACAAGUGGCACAAACCCUCAGUAGAUGUGUUUGUUCUAGUUCUUUUUUUUAACCAUCCUCUCGUCUCCCAUCCUUUUCUCUAUGCAUGUUCUAAUGGCGGAUCCUCACUCAAGGGAGCCAGGCCCAUGCGGCUCCGUCAUCAGACUGUAUUGUGACUAACACCACUCGCAUCAUAUCACCUCUCAAUGCAACUCUCGCUCAAUCUCUCUCGCCUCCUCUUGGCCAUUAACACUUUUGUUUUCACAAGGGCUUAUCUUUCUGGAAGGGUAGACUAAACACACUGGAAGAACAGGAGAAAAGGGAAACACUAUGGACUGGAACACACCCACGAGCUCAAGAACCCUCGCCAACACUCCGGAAGUGGAACCCAGAGAUGACCCCCAGUACAGUGUUUGUCUGUUGAAAGAAACAUGAUUCUGGAACCCUUAGUGAUUCUCCUCCAUGCGCCGUAUGUUGUUAUAGUUAAUAUAACCUAGUGACUCUCCUGCUUGGUUGGUUUCUCUCUGUGUGAAUAAGAUAUGGUCAUUGUCCCUCCUCAGUCCUCACAACAACACUAGUUGAUGUUUUACUGGAUGUGUAAUACUUGAAGGAUCAUGCCUAGUUCAGAAUCCUUCUUUUUUUUACCUGUUAGUGUUGUAAAAUGGCUUUUGGGGGUUUCAGAGGGCAGUGUUUAGGAAGGAAAGGGAGGGAGAGAGGUGUUCAUAAGGAAAUGUAAAAUGUUCUCGGUCAAACCUUCAUUCCACAGCCAUAUCAUACCGGAUACAUUUUGUACGUUGUUUGUUGCACAAACUUUUCAAGAAGCCUUCUGCACUGUGUAAAGGGCACAUAGGAGGGGAGGGGUGAUCGUUACAGUCCAGUACAGUUUUGAAUCAUAACUUGUAAAUACGUUUUUAUACAACAAAACUUUUGAUAAUGUUUUAAACAUACAGUGCCUUGCAAAAAUAUUCAGACCUCUUGGAUUUCUUCACAUUUUGCUGUGUUUACAAAGUGGGAUUCAAAUGGAUUUAAUAGGCAUUUUUUGUCAACAAUCUACAUAAAAUACUCUGUAACGUCAAAGUGGAACAAAAAUUCUAACCUAUUUUUUAAGAUGAAUAAGAAUGAAACAACUAAAAUAUAGUCCUUACAUACAUAUUCAGCUCCCUGAGUCAGUACAUGUUAGAAACAUAUUUGGCAUUGAUUACAGCCAGGCACAUGCACAGAUACGGCUCUACCUGUGCAGAGCACAGCCCUUCCAGUCUCCAAAGUGCCGUUUUCGGCGGUAGCAGAUUUUUUUUGGGGGGGGGGGGAUACAUUUUGUGUCCAUUUGGUGUCCGUUCUGAAUCUACUGGCAGCAAGUCAUCGUCAAAAAGAGAGUAGGGCAGGCCUACGUUUAUAUUAUCCAUAUAAAAUGGUUUCGAAAUCAACUACGGAGGCAUCUUUGCCAGAACAAUAAUAGGCUACCUGGUGAUUUGAUUGAUCAUUUUCCCGUCUGUUAGUUUCGGUGGCUACAGUAUGCAAGAUAAGCAGCUGUAACAUCGUACUUACUUCAAUAUUAUGGGAUGAAGAUGUAACAUAUUCUGGCAAAUUUAUUACGAUAUUUAAUUAUUAGAUUAUAAAAAUAUUAUAUUUUGAAAAUCUUCUAUUUUGAGUGGAACAUGUAUUACAGUUGUAAGUACUUUUACCCAAAACUUUACUGAUCAGAUUGUGCAACUUUCCCCUCUUGUAAUAAUAGGAGUCUGUGACCAGGGAUGCGGAAAAUAUUUGCCCGUUAUUCUUUGCUAAAUUCUUCAAGCUCUGUCAAGAUGUUGGAGGUCAUGGCUAGACAGCAAAUGUCAAGUAUUGCCAUAGAUUUUCAAGCACAUUUAUGUCAAAACUGUAACUUGGUCACUCAGGGACAUUUACUGUUUUCUUGGGAAGUUACUCCAGUGUAAAUGUGGCCUUGUGUUGUAGGUUAUUGUCCUUCUGAAAGGUAAAUUCCUCUCCCAGUAUCUGGUGUAAAACAGACUGAAGCAAGUUUCCUCUAGAAUUUUUCACAUGUGCUAAGCUCCGUCCUGUUUUUUUUAAUCCUGAAAAACUCCCCAGUAUUUGCUGAUGUCAAGCAUACCCAUAACAUGAUGCAGCCACCAUCAUGCUUGAAAAUAAGGAGGCAGUAACUGAGUGAUGUGUUGUGUUGGAUUUGCA
Oncorhynchus mykiss (rainbow trout) is the source of this 10803-nucleotide messenger RNA. RefSeq names its product low-density lipoprotein receptor-related protein 8. Gene Ontology annotation, biological process: receptor-mediated endocytosis. Gene Ontology annotation, molecular function: hormone binding; calcium ion binding; protein binding. The record is from RefSeq and is a predicted model, not a curated record. NCBI's taxonomy places the organism in Eukaryota, Metazoa, Chordata, Actinopteri, Salmoniformes, Salmonidae. Gene Ontology annotation, cellular component: signaling receptor complex; plasma membrane; apical plasma membrane.